Molecule: messenger RNA, 10092 nt
Organism: Monopterus albus (swamp eel)
Lineage: Eukaryota; Metazoa; Chordata; Actinopteri; Synbranchiformes; Synbranchidae
Product: spectrin beta chain, non-erythrocytic 1
Exons: 45
Coding region: 252-7271 (2339 amino acids)
Cellular component (GO): spectrin
Molecular function (GO): actin binding; phospholipid binding; structural constituent of cytoskeleton
Source: RefSeq, a predicted model, not a curated record
AAGAGGAGGAGGAGGAUUGGUGGAUUUGGGGACUCUUUGCUCCUGCGCUGUUUUCUCUCAGAGCAGUCUGUCUGUCCGUCCUUCACUCCGAGCGCGACGCCACUGCGCUUCUAUCGGCCUUCAGGUUUUGGACCAACCAGUCCGAGCCGCUCUGAGUGCGUGCGAGGGUGUGUUUGAAGGUACCAUCUCUAACAGCAGCAGGUGGAAGGACUCAGAGGUGGGGGAGGGGGAGGAGUCGCAUCGAGGUCAAGAUGACGUCGGUAGCGGCGGAGUACGAACACAUGGAGAUCCAGCAGCAGUACAGCGAUGGUGUCAACAACCGCUGGGAUGCCGACGACUGGGACAACGAGAACAGCUCGGCCCGCCUGUUUGAGCGCUCACGCAUCAAAGCCCUGGCAGAUGAGCGUGAGGCAGUGCAGAAGAAGACCUUUACUAAGUGGGUGAACUCCCACCUGUCCAGAGUUUCCUGUCGAAUCACCGACCUCUACAUGGACCUGAGGGAUGGACGCAUGCUCAUCAAGCUGCUGGAGGUCCUGUCCGGGGAGAGACUGCCCAAACCCACCAAGGGCCGGAUGCGGAUCCAUUGUCUGGAGAAUGUGGACAAGGCCCUGCAGUUCCUGAAGGAGCAGAGGGUUCACCUGGAGAACAUGGGCUCCCACGACAUCGUAGAUGGGAACCACCGCCUCACCCUGGGCCUCAUCUGGACCAUCAUCCUCCGCUUCCAGAUCCAGGACAUCAGUGUGGAGACGGAGGACAACAAGGAGAAGAAGUCGGCUAAAGAUGCUCUGCUGCUCUGGUGUCAGAUGAAGACUGCAGGAUAUCCAAACGUCAACAUCCACAACUUCACCACCAGCUGGAGAGACGGGAUGGCCUUCAACGCUCUGAUCCACAAACACAGACCGGACCUGAUCGACUUUGACAAGCUGAAGAAAUCAAACGCUCACUACAACCUGCAGAAUGCCUUCAACCUGGCCGAGCAGCACCUGGGACUCACCAAGCUGCUGGACCCCGAGGACAUUAGUGUGGACCACCCUGACGAGAAGUCCAUCAUCACCUACGUGGUGACCUACUACCACUACUUCUCCAAGAUGAAGGCACUCAAGGUGGAGGGGAAGAGAAUCGGCAAGGUUCUGGACAAUGCCAUCGAGACAGAGAAGAUGAUCGAGAAGUACGAGUCUCUGGCAUCAGACCUGCUUGAGUGGAUCGAACAGACCAUCAUCAUUCUCAACAACAGGAAGUUUGCCAACUCUCUGGUGGGAGUUCAGCAGCAGCUGCAGGCCUUCAACACCUACCGCACCGUGGAGAAACCGCCAAAGUUCACAGAGAAGGGAAACCUGGAGGUGCUUCUAUUCACCAUUCAGAGUAAGAUGAGGGCCAACAACCAGAAAGUCUACACUCCUCGCGAGGGCAAACUCAUUUCUGACAUCAACAAGGCGUGGGAGCGUCUGGAGAAGGCGGAGCACGAGCGGGAGCUGGCUUUGAGGACGGAGCUGAUUCGUCAGGAGAAACUGGAGCAGCUCGCCCGCCGCUUUGACCGCAAAGCCGCCAUGAGGGAGACCUGGCUGAGCGAGAACCAGAGGCUGGUCUCCCAGGAUAACUUUGGAUUUGACCUCCAGGCUGUUGAAGCUGCUACUAAGAAGCACGAAGCCAUAGAAACAGACAUCGCAGCCUAUGAGGAGCGAGUUCAGGCAGUGGUUGCCGUGGCGAAGGAGCUGGAGGCAGAGAGUUACCAUGACAUCAAACGCAUCACAGCCAGGAAGGACAAUGUGAUCCGGCUGUGGGAGUACCUGUUGGAGCUUCUGAAGGCCCGCAGGCAGAGACUGGAGUUGAACCUGGGUCUGCAGAGAGUCUUCCAGGAGAUGCUCUACAUCAUGGACUGGAUGGACGAGAUGAAGAUGCUGCUGCUCUCUCAGGAUUAUGGGAAACACCUGCUGGGCGUGGAGGACCUGCUGCAGAAACACACCCUAGUGGAGGCCGACAUCGGCAUCCAGGCCGACCGAGUCCGAAACGUCAACAGCAAUGCUCAGAAGUUCGCCACAGACACCGAGGGCUAUAAGCCCUGUGAUCCUCAGAUCAUCAGGGAUCGCGUCGCUCACCUGGAGUUCUGUUACCAGGAGCUGAGCCAGCUAGCGGCCGAGCGGCGAGCUCGCCUCGAGGAGUCCCGUCGCCUCUGGAAGUUCUUCUGGGAAAUGGCAGAAGAGGAGGGAUGGAUCAGAGAGAAGGAGCAGGUCCUGUCCUCCGAGGAUUAUGGGAAGGAUCUGACAGGAGCGUUGCGACUGCUGAGUCAGCACAAAGCCUUCGAAGACGAGAUGAGCGGGCGAGCCGCCCACCUGCAGCAGACCAUCAAACAGGGUGAAGAGCUGGUGGCUGACAACCACUUUGGAGCCGACAAGAUUAAAGAGCGGAUCCGAGACGUCCAGGAGCAGUGGGCGGCGCUGGAGCGUCUUUCCGCUGUCCGCAAAGCUCGUCUGCAGGAGGCCUGCAACCAGCACCAGUUCCAGGCCGAUGCCAACGACAUCGAUACGUGGAUGCUGGACGUGCUGCGAAUUGUCUCCAGCGUUGACGUCGGCCACGACGAGUUCUCAGCUCAGACUCUGGUGAAGAAACACAAGGACGUGGCUGAGGAGAUCGCCAGCUACCGGCCCGUCAUCGACGCCCUGCACGAACAGUCGCAAACGCUGCCGCCCGAGAAAGCUGACUCUGAGGAGGUCCAGAGCCGGCUGGCGGGCAUUGAGGAGCGCUACAAGGAGGUGGCGGAGCUGACGCGGCUCAGGAAGCAGGCUCUGCAGGAUGCUCUGGCGCUCUACAAGAUGCUGAGCGAAGCCAACGCCUGCGAGGUGUGGAUCGACGAGAAGGAGCAGUGGCUCAACAGCAUGGAGAUCCCGGAGAAACUGGAGGACCUGGAGGUGGUCCAGCACCGGUUUGAGAGUCUGGAGCCGGAGAUGAACAACCAGGCGUCGCGGGUGGCUGUGGUGAACCAGGUCGCCAGACAGCUGGUCCACAGCGGACAUCCCAGCGAGAAGGAGAUCAAAGCCCAGCAGGACAAACUGAACACCAGGUGGAGUCAGUUCAGAGACCUGGCGGACCAGAAGAAGGACAGUCUGAACUCAGCUCUGGGUGUCCAGAACUACCACCUGGAGUGCAACGAGACCAAGUCCUGGAUCAAAGAGAAGACCAAGGUGAUUGAGUCGACUCAGGAGCUGGGGAACGACCUGGCCGGCGUCAUGGCUCUCCAGAGGAAGCUGACAGGGAUGGAGCGAGACCUGGCCGCCAUCGAAACCAAGCUGGGCGACCUGGGCAAAGAGGCGGACCAUCUGGCCUCCGAGCACCCAGAGCAGUCCGAGGCCAUAAAAGGGCGUCUGGCUGAGAUCACCGGCGUCUGGGGCGAGUUGAAGGACACCAUGAAAAACCGAGAGGAGUCCCUGGGCGAGGCCAGCAAACUGCAGCAGUUCCUGCGCGACCUGGAUGACUUCCAGUCGUGGCUGUCGCGCACUCAGACGGCCAUCGCCUCCGAGGACAUGCCCAACACGCUGACAGAGGCUGAGAAGCUGCUGGCGCAGCACGAGGGCAUCAAGAACGAGAUCCGAAACUACGAGGAGGACUACCAGAAGAUGCGGGACAUGGGCGAGAUGGUGACGCAGGGCCAGACAGAUGCGCAGUACAUGUUCCUGCGACAGAGGCUGCAGGCACUCGACACCGGCUGGAAUGAGCUGCACAAGAUGUGGGAGAACCGACAGAACCUGCUGUCCCAGUCCCACGCUUACCAGCUGUUCCUCAGGGACACCAAGCAAGCCGAGGCCUUCCUCAACAACCAGGAAUAUGUCCUGGCUCACACUGAGAUGCCCACCACUCUGGAGGGAGCUGAGGCUGCCAUCAAGAAGCAGGAGGACUCCAUGACCACUAUGGACGCCAACGACGAGAAGAUCAGCAGUGUGGUUGACACCGGCCGUCGCCUGGUGACCGACGGCAACAUCAGCGCUGAGCGGAUCCAGGAGAAGGUGGACUCCAUCGACCAGAGACACAAGAAGAACCGAGCAGCCGCCAGUGACCUGCUGAUGAGGCUGAAGGACAACAGAGACCUGCAGAAGUUCCUGCAGGACUGCCAGGAGCUGACCCUGUGGGUCAAUGAGAAGAUGCUGACGGCUCAGGACAUGUCGUACGACGAGGCCAGGAACCUCCACAGCAAGUGGCUCAAGCACCAGGCCUUCAUGGCCGAGCUGCAGUCCAACAAGGAGUGGCUGGACAAGAUCAACAAGGACGGGCAGGCACUGAUGGCAGAGAAGCCAGAGACUGAGGCCAUGGUGAAAGAGAAGCUGGCGUCCCUGAAGACAAUGUGGGAGGAGCUGGAGUCGACCACCCAGACGAAGGCCAAGUGUCUGUUUGACGCCAACAAGGCCGAGCUGUUCACACAGAGCUGCUCCGACCUGGACAAGUGGCUGGGCAGCCUAGAGGGCCAGCUGCAGUCCGACGACUACGGCAAAGACCUCACCUCCGUCAACAUCCUGCUCAAGAAGCAGCAGAUCCUGGAGAGCCAGGUGGAGGUGCGUCAGAAGGAGGUGGAGGAGCUGCAGAGCCAGUCGCAGGCCCUCAGCCAGGAGGGGAAAGGCUCCGAGGAGGUGGACGGGCAGAGGGUCAGCGUGGAGAGGAAGUUCCAGUUCCUCCAGGCGCCACUGAAGAAGAGACGAGACAACCUCAUGGCCUCUCGUGAGAUUCACCAGUUCAACAGGGAUGUGGAGGAUGAGAUUCUGUGGGUGGAGGAGAGGAUGCCUGUAGCUAUGUCAACUGACCACGGACACAACCUGCAGACGGUGCAGCUGCUCAUCAAGAAGAACCAGACAUUGCAGAAGGAGAUCCAGGGCCAUCAGCCUCGCUACGACGACAUCUUUGAGCGCAGCCAGCACAUCCUGCGGGAGGACAGCCCGACGGCCGAGCUGAUUCGCCAGCGGCUCGCUGAGCUUCAGACUCUGUGGGAGCAGAUCAGGAAGGAGACAGAGAAGCGUCACGCCCGGCUCAGCGAGGCCCACGAGGCCCAGCAGUACUACUUUGAUGCCGCCGAGGCCGAGGCCUGGAUGAGCGAGCAGGAGCUGUACAUGAUGUCAGAGGAGAAGGCCAAGGACGAGCAGAGUUCAGUGGCCAUGCUGAAGAAGCACCAGAUCCUGGAGCAGGCGGUGGAGGAUUACGCCGACACCGUCCACCAGCUGUCCAGCACCAGCCGGGGCCUGGUGGCUGCUGGACACUCUGACAGUGAGCGUAUUGGGAUGCGUCAGUCUCAGGUGGAUAAGUUGUACGCCGGGCUAAAGGAUUUGGCAGAGGAACGCCGGGGCAAGCUCGACGAGCGUUUCCGUCUUUUCCAGCUCAACCGAGAGGUGGACGACCUGGAGCAGUGGAUCGCUGAGAGGGAGGUGGUGGCCGGAUCCCACGAGCUGGGCCAGGACUACGAGCACGUCACCAUGCUGCAGGAGCGUUUCAGAGAGUUCGCCCGGGACACUGGGAACAUCGGCCAGGAGCGCGUGGACACCGUCAACCGCCUGGCAGAUGAGCUGAUCAACGCCGGCCACACCGAUGCUGCCACCAUCGCAGAGUGGAAGGACGGCCUGAAUGAGGCCUGGGCUGACCUGCUGGAGCUCAUUGACACCCGAACCCAGAUCCUCGCCGCCUCCUUUGAGCUCCACAAGUUCUACCACGACGCCAAGGAGAUCCUCAACCGCAUCCUGGACAAACACAAGAAGCUUCCAGAGGAACUGGGCCGAGACCAGAACACAGUGGAGACCUUGCAGAGGAUGCACACCACCUUCGAGCAUGACAUUCAGGCUCUGGGAACACAGGUGCGGCAGCUGCAGGACGAUGCAGUUCGCCUGCAGUCAGCUUACGCCGGAGAUAAAGCAGACGACAUUCAGAAGAGAGAAGGAGAGAAGAGAAAGGCAGAGGUCCUGGAGGCUUGGAAGAACCUGCUGGAGGCAGUGGAGGGCCGGCGGGUGAAGCUGGUCGACACUGGAGACAAGUUUCGCUUCUUCAGCAUGGUGCGCGACCUGAUGCUGUGGAUGGAGGAUGUCAUCCGCCUGAUCGAGGCCCAGGAGAAGCCCAGGGACGUGUCGUCAGUGGAGUUGCUGAUGAACAACCACCAGGGCAUCAAGGCGGAGAUCGACGCCCGCAACGACAGCUUCACCACCUGCAUCGAGCUGGGCAAAGCCCUGCUGGCCAGGAAGCACUACGCCUCAGAGGAGAUUAAAGAAAAGUUAUUACAGUUGACGGACAAGAGGAAAGACAUGAUUGACAAGUGGGAGGACAGAUGGGAGUGGCUUAGACUGGUCCUGGAGGUGCACCAGUUCUCCCGGGAUGCAGGCGUGGCCGAGGCGUGGCUGCUGGGUCAGGAGCCCUACCUGUCCAGCAGGGAGAUCGGCCAGAGUGUGGACGAGGUGGAGAAGCUCAUCAAACGCCACGAGGCCUUCGAGAAGUCGGCCGCCACCUGGGAGGAACGCUUUGCGGCACUGGAGAGGUUGACCACGAUGGAGUUGCUGGAAGUGAGAAGAAGGCAAGAGGAGGAAGAGAGGAAGAGACUACCCCCACCCACUGAGGCUCAGUCUGGCGAUGCUGCUGCACAGCACAGGGCAGGUGAGCCGGUGUCUCAGAACGGGCUGCCGUCCGACCAGGAGUCUCCCAGGGAUAAUGUUGAGGGCCAGGUGAAUGGGGAGCCCAGCCCCACAGGGUCGCCUGGGGCGUCUCGCAAGGGCAAGGCCAGCCAGGCGGCGACGCUGCCGGCCAGAACCGGGCAGGACGCUCCCACGUCCCAGCUGGAGGGCUUCCUGCACCGCAAGCAUGAGUGGGAGGGCCACAACAAAAAGGCUUCAAACAGGUCGUGGCACAACGUGUACUGUGUGAUCAACCAGCAGGAGAUGGGAUUCUACAAGGACCAGAAGAGCGCCAGUCAGGGUAUCCCCUACCACAGCGAGAUUCCCAUUAGCCUGAAGGACGCCAUCUGCGAGGUGGCACUGGACUACAAGAAGAAGAAACACGUCUUCAAGCUGAAGGUCACUGACGGGAAUGAGUAUCUGUUCCAAGCCAAAGAUGACGAGGAGAUGAACACAUGGAUCUCGGCCAUCUCUGCAGCCGUGUCGGGCGACAAGUCUGAGAUCACGCCCGGCAGCCAUAGCACGCCCGCUCCUGCCACACGUGCUCAGACGCUCCCGGCCUCCGUGGCCCCAGCAAGAGCCCAGGGCAAACGAGAGAAAGACAAGGAGAAACGCUUCAGUCUGUUCAGCAAGAAGAAAUAGAUGUUCCUCCCCCUCCUCCUCCUCCUCCUUCCUUUUUCUCCUCCUUCCCUCUGGUGCUGUUUGGGUUCAUUCAUCAUUAUCGAUCCAUCCUUGUCAGUUGAUGAGAUUUUUGAUUCGGACUCGGCUUAUAGCAACCGCUUGCUGUCAUAACUCGUCAAAGCUAUUACAACAACUGUCCUAAAGAUAACACAUUCACUGGCUAAUUAAAUAUAAAUGUAAUAAAUCUGUAAAUGUCAUAAAUUGCCUGAUGAGGUAAUAAGUCAAACUUAGAACACUGUAGUUUGGUGAGGAAAAACAAACUUCAUCACCAAACAAUCUGGGCACGUCUCCAGCAGUUGCAGCAUUAGCAGCUGCUGUCAGAUAAAGUCUCAAACAGCCUCUCCUCCCCUUCUUCUUUCCUCCUCUUCCUCUCAAAGUGUGACUCCAGCAUGCAAGCUCCGAGCCAAAACUCUCCACUCUGUGCCUAUCAACCACCCGGUCUGGCUCAGAGCUGCAGUACAGCUACCUGUACAACACACAACCGGUGUCCUCUCUUCAGUUUUUGUAAGAUAAGCAGCAGGAAAACCGAAUAAUAGCAGGUCUAAAUGAAGGAGCAAAAUGAAGAGUGGUGUCUGCAACGCUUCAGGCAGCUGUCAUAGAAAUAGAAGCCAGAGUUUGCUGCUGAACAACAGCACGAUGCAGAGGAGUUCCCACAAUAUUCCAGUUUAUUAUUCUGAUCGCUAUGAGUUGUGUUUUCUAUUUCCUGCCGUUUGCUUUUUCUUCUCUGUUUCCUUCUCUCCCUCCCGGCUUUUCGUCGGCUACUGCCUUUUGUGGGUCGUGUUUACGCUCCUCAGCCGUCUCAGUUCCUUGUUUGACUUUUGAGAAGUUGUAGGUAGUUCCUGUUAGGGCCCCUCCUCAGUUUUUGCGAGGCCUUGUCUUUGCAAGAUGACGUGUAUCCCUCUGUAGUGGGGAGACUGAGACCACAGCGGGGUAAACCUCUGAAAUUACACCUCUCACCAGUUUGUAGUUUGACCUGAAUCAAGUAGAAACGCACAGAAUCGUGGUCACUGAAACGCCUCAGAAAUACAACUUUAAAAAGACGACAUGUUUGGGAAUCUAAGCAGCAUUUUGUGCACUGAAGAACUAUACAUUUCCAUUGGUGAAUUAACUGUAAUAAACCAGUGUAAGAUAAAUAAUCACCACUGGCUUCUGUUAAAUGUAGGUGCUGUCUAAUUCCUGCAGCACCACAGGAAGUGGCUGUAAUUUGGAGCGUUACCCUGCAGUGCUUUGAACUGUAUGUAUAACUUGUGUAUAACAAACUGUUAAGAAAUAAACCUGUGUUUAAUUUUACCUACUAUUACUACUAAGACCUACCAAACAUACAGUAAUAAGCUUCAUCUGACUAACUUUCUUCAGCUGAAAACCUAACGAUAUGUAACCAAUCUGAAUGAAGGCUCAGUGGGGGGGUAGGUGAGACCAAUAAGAAUGUUUGUUAGCUCAAACUUUAAAGCCCUCACUAAGGUUUAUUUUCUACUCUUUAUGUUUUAGAAUCAUUUACUUAUGCCCAUAGUUAUUUGCAGUAUGUUUUGGUUUCCUCCACUAUGUAUUUUCUGCUCCACCAUUAAGCUGUUUAAGGUUUAUUUAGUCUGACAAGUACGGAGACGUAGAUGUACUUUAAAACAAACUUACUUUAAGCCUUGGUGUUAAGUGGACGAGUUGGUUCUAUAAAGCGAUUACUGGAAGUGAGUAAAGUUGCAGAAUAAUGGCUGCUUGCUUGUUGGCUUCAGCGCUCCAUUUUUAAGAUUUGACUGCCAAUGACCUCGCAGUGAAGUCCGCUGAGUUACUGGGUGCUUUUCCUGCAGAAGUUCUUUAAUGACAAAGUUCGCACAAGACUUGUGCGCUGUCAUCGAGGUUUGAGAGUGUGCAGAGACAUUUGUAAGACUGUUUUUCAGAGCAGGCUUUUGGUUUCUAUAAAUGUUGUGCGACUACAUUAUGUGAACAGCCUUCCCAUCUCGUGUUCUCUGAUUUGCCGCUUUAGUUUCAGCAGGUUGUUUACCUUGCGUGCCAAAACCUGAACCACUUUAAUUUUUCCAUGUGACGCAACAGCACCUCCUAAUACCAAAAUGUCUGAGCUGGUUUGAGCGAUUUAGGCGCUAAUGUGCAUCACAGGUCAACCGGUUCUCUUUUGAUUUGGCCAACAUUUAAACAUAAGUUUGUUGCUCGACUAAUAUCAGAUUUUCACCAGGUCUGAUAACUGGCCUAGUUAGGCGGUCUAGUUUUUGCACGAAUGACCAGGCUUUAUACUCAGGGAGUAAACCUCUGAGCCCGAAGUCGACCUGGUCUGUGGAAGCAUGUUUCCACACUAAAUAAAAUCCAAACACGCAGAAGAGCUGUCAGAAAAGGUGAGCUUAGCAUUCAGCCUGAAUGUGCAACAAACCCCCCCAAAAAUGCAUGCUUUUUUUGUGCACUUGUAAUUUUGUCAUUAAUUAACUUCUAUAUCCACCAGAAAUGGUGGAAGCAAAAUGGGGGGGUAGACACUUCAAGUAUCUGGAAAACUCUUCACUUGAUGAUUUGCCCCAACAUGGUUCUUGCUUAUAUUUGCUUUUUGCCACCUCCACUGGCGAUUUGAUAAAUAGUGUGCAUUCCUCUGUCACUGUAACCAUAGUAACGAGCUAUUUCUUCAUGCUGCACAACCAAUGAUGCCACAGUAGGCUGGGUUGUUAGGUGAAGUAGUCAGUGUGAUGUGGACCGGGGGUCACUGCUAGUUGGAUCUGCACCUGUAGACUUCUCCCCAUCUCUGUUACAUAUGUGCAAAAAGCCAUUAAAACGCUUUUAAAAUGAA